GGGGGACACAAAAAACAAACUCCCUGCUAUCUCUUCAUCAAGCUGCACAGCUUGUGCCUGUCUGGGGAACAACUAUGUGAUUGUUAGCGUGUCGGUGUGGAAGAAAAACGCCCCUUCAGAGCGAAGAGCAGCGGAUGGAGACUUUCGUCCCUCAAAUCAUUUCCAACUCGGGACUUGAAGUGACGACGUCUCAUGCCGGGUGUCCGCUUCACUUUCCCCCCCCCAACUCUCUGUGGAUAUACUCUUGGGUGAACGUAAAGGGUUUGUUUUUUCCCUGUCAAGGAGGAAGACAUAAUAUUGGAUCUAUGAAAAAACCCACGUGGAUUUUUAUAAUCUUUUUAAACCAGAAGGAAUGCAUAUUUUUUUGUUAGUGAAACUAACUUUCCUGUUGUCGCUGAUAGGAGUAACACGAGGUCUGAGAUGCUCCAUGCCCACAGAGUCUUGUUUGAACCAGGGGAGGUGUGAAGCUACUCCAGAUGGCAAUGGAGAGUGCAAAUGCCGAGACGGAUACGUGGGGAGCAGGUGCCAGUUUCAUGAUCCGUGCAACAACGUGCCAUGUAUGAACGGAGGCACCUGUCGGGCCGUCUCCAAGGGAAACACGGUGGACUUCAACUGCACCUGCAAGGCGGGCUACUCCGACCGCCGUUGCAUGACGCCCAUCAAUAUCGCCUGCCUCAGCUCGCCGUGCCGCAACGGAGGCACCUGUGAGCCAGAUGGUCUGCUGAGGUUUAGGUGCCGCUGCCCACCUGGAUGGACAGGUAAAGAUUGCGCGACAGCCGACCCGUGUGCCUCCAACCCAUGUGCCAACGGCCAUUGCUCUUCUGUCGAUUCCACCUUCAUCUGCACAUGCACCCCGUUCUUCUUCGGACAAACCUGCAACCAAGACAUCAACGAGUGCGACACCAUCCCGCCACGCUGCAAAAACGGCGGGCUGUGCAUCAACGAGGUCGGAGGCUACAGGUGCCAGUGUCCUCCGGAGUUCACGGGGAAGCACUGCGAGAGCCGCUACCUGCCCUGCAACCCGUCGCCCUGCCUGAAUGGAGGCACCUGCAUCCAGAGGGGAGAAACCAGCUACGAAUGCUCCUGUGUGCCAGGAUUUUCAGGAAAGAACUGCAACCAUAACAUCGAUGACUGUCCGGGUCACGAGUGCCAGAAUGGGGGCACGUGUGUGGACGGAGUCAACACCUACAACUGCCAGUGUAAACCAGAAUUUACAGGCCAGCUCUGCCUGGACGAUGUCGAUGAGUGCCAGCUCAUGCCCAACGCUUGCCUGAACGGCGGCACAUGCCACAACACAUACGGCAGCUACCAGUGCGUGUGCGUGAACGGCUGGACCGGCGACGACUGCAGCGAGAAUAUUGACGACUGCGCCAGCGCGGCGUGCUACCAGGGAUCCACCUGCCAUGACCGCGUGGCUUCUUUCUACUGCGAAUGUCCCCACGGCCGCACAGGUCUGCUGUGCCAGCUGAAGGACGCCUGCAUCAGUAACCCGUGUAAAAAGGACUCCAACUGCGACACCAACCCCGUCACAGGAAAUCAUAUUUGUACCUGCCCUUCGGGAUUCAUCGGUCCUUCCUGUGAUAAGGACGUAGACGAAUGCUCUUUGGGUUCCAACCCGUGUGAGCACGCUGGGAAGUGCUUAAACACCAAGGGCUCGUUCCAGUGUAAGUGCCAGCGGGGGUACAUGGGAACGCGCUGCGAGCUGGACAUCAACGAGUGCAAGUCCAACCCGUGUAAGAAUGAAGCCACCUGCCUGGACCAAAUAGGAGACUUCCAAUGCAUCUGUAUGCCAGGCUACGAGGGAGAGUUCUGCGAGAUCGAUACGAACGAGUGCGCCACCAGCCCCUGCCUCAACAACGGCAAGUGCAUCGACAAGAUCAACGCUUUCGUCUGCCAGUGCCCCACAGGCUUUACUGGGAAUCUUUGCCAGAUAGACAUCGAUGAAUGUGCCAGUACACCAUGCAAAAAUGGCGCCAAGUGCACAGACGGGCCCAACAAGUACACUUGCAAGUGCACCGAAGGUUACACUGGGAGGCACUGUGAGACGGACAUCAACGAGUGUUACUCGAACCCAUGCCACUACGGCUCCUGCAUCGACGGCCUGGCUUCGUUCAGCUGCAGCUGCAACCCCGGGUUCACCGGCAGGCUGUGUGAGACCAACAUUAACGAGUGUCUGAGCCAGCCGUGCCGGAACGGAGGCACCUGCCUGGACCGAGAGAACGCCUACAUCUGUAGCUGCCCCAAGGGAACCACAGGAGUCAAUUGUGAAGUCAACAUUGACGACUGCAAGGGGAAUCUCUGUGACUACGGGACCUGCAUUGACAAAAUCAAUGGCUAUGAGUGUAUUUGUGAACCUGGCUACACUGGUACGAUGUGUAACAUCAACAUCGACGAGUGUGCCAUCAAUCCCUGCCACAACGGUGGCACCUGCAUCGACGAAGUCAACGGUUUCACCUGCGUUUGUCUGGACGGCUACCAGGAUCCCACCUGCUUCUCCCAAGUCAACGAGUGCCUUAGCAACCCCUGCAUCCACGGUCACUGCGAGGACAAAAUUAACGGCUAUAAAUGCCUGUGUGACUCUGGCUGGAGCGGCAAAAACUGCGACAUCAACAACAACGAGUGCGAGUCCAACCCUUGUAUGAACGGAGGGACCUGCAAGGAUAUGACCAGCGGUUACGUUUGCACCUGUCGGAUGGGUUUCACAGGACCAAACUGCCAGACAAACAUCAACGAAUGCGCCUCCAACCCCUGCCUGAACCAGGGGACCUGCAUCGACGACGUCGCCGGGUACAAGUGCAACUGUGUCCUGCCGUACACCGGAGAAAACUGUGAGAUCUUGAUGGCUCCCUGCAGCUCCAAACCCUGUAAGCAUGGAGGAAAAUGUCAGGAGUCGGAGGACUACCUGAGCUUUUCCUGUGUCUGUCCUGAAGGAUGGCAAGGUCAAGCAUGUGAAGUCGACAUCAAAGAAUGCGUGAAGAAUCCUUGUCGCAACGGAGCAACAUGCCAAAACACUUUGGGCAGCUACCGCUGCGGCUGCAAACCGGGCUUUACCGGACGCAACUGUGAGACCGACGUCGAUGACUGCAAUCCCAACCCCUGCAGCAAUGGAGGCCUUUGUAAGGACGAGGUCAACAGCUUCCUGUGUUCCUGCCUGCCCGGGUUCCGGGGACUGAAGUGCGAGGAAGACAUCAACGAAUGCGAGAGCAAUCCGUGCAGGAAUGGAGCCAACUGCACAGACUGCGUGAACAGCUACACCUGCACCUGCCCACCUGGCUUCAGUGGGAUCCACUGUGAAAAUAACACACCUGACUGCACAGAGAGCUCCUGUUUUAAUGGAGGAACUUGCGUAGACGGCAUCAACACCUUCACCUGUUUAUGUCCGCCCGGCUUCACUGGCAGCUACUGCCAGCAUGACAUCAACGAGUGCGACUCCAAACCCUGUCUGAACGGCGGCACAUGUCAAGACAGUUAUGGCACAUACAAGUGCACCUGUCUGCAUGGUUACACAGGACUCAACUGUCAGAACUUGGUUCAUUGGUGUGACACGUCUCCCUGUAAAAAUGGAGGAUCUUGCCGGCAGAGAGGAACCACCUACAGCUGCGAUUGUGAGACCGGCUGGACGGGCCUGUACUGCGAUGUCCCGAGUGUUUCCUGUGAGGUUGCAGCCAAACAAAGAGGAGUUGCUGUUUACCAACUCUGUCAAAACUCGGGUCAGUGUCUGGAUGUGGGAAACCGCCACUACUGUCGCUGUCAGGUGGGAUACACUGGGAGUUACUGCGAGGAGCAGGUGGACGAGUGUACGCCGAACCCCUGCCAGAACGGAGCCACCUGCACUGACUUUCUGGGUGGAUACUCCUGCAAGUGCAUGCCAGGAUACUUGGGGCCCAACUGUUCUGAGGAGAUCAAUGAGUGUUUCUCCCAACCGUGCCAGAAUGGGGGCACCUGCAUUGACCUGAUCAAUACCUACAAAUGCUCCUGUCCCCGAGGAACCCAAGGUGUUCACUGCGAAAUCAACGUGGACGACUGCAACCCGUCCACCGACCCCGUCACCAAAGAACCCAAGUGCUUCAACAUUGGCAGGUGUGUGGACGGCGUGGGAGGCUACCACUGCAUCUGCCCCGCGGGGUACGUGGGCGAGCGAUGCGAGGGGGACGUCAACGAGUGUCUGUCCAACCCCUGCGACCCGCGAGGCACGCGCAGCUGCACCCAGCUGACCAACAACUACCGCUGCGAGUGUCGCACCGGGUACACAGGUCAGCGCUGUGACCAAGUGUUUAAUGGCUGUAAGGGUAAACCUUGCCGUAAUGGAGGCACCUGUGCUGUAGCCAGUAACACGCCGCAUGGCUUCAUCUGCAAAUGUCCCCCAGGUUUCACUGGCUCCAGCUGUGAAUAUGACUCUCAGGCCUGCGGCAGCCUCCAUUGUCGCAACGGGGGCACCUGCAUCUCUGGCCACAACAGUCCGAAGUGUUUGUGUCUGCCGUCGUUCACCGGGCCUGAGUGUCAGUACCCCACCGACAGCCUCUGCAACUCCAGCCCCUGCUACAAUGGCGGCACGUGUGAAUACGCCGCCGAGGCUCCGUUCUACCGCUGCGUCUGCCCCUCCAACUUCAACGGCUUCCGCUGCCACAUUUUGGACUACGGCUUCCGCGGAGGCUUCGGCCAAACCAUCCCGCCGCCGACGGACUACGAGGUGGCCUGCAGCAUCCCAGAGUGCGAGGAGCUGAAGCACAACAAGUUCUGUGACGCGCGCUGCAACAACCACACGUGCGGCUGGGACAACGGUGACUGCUCGCUCAACUUCGACGACCCGUGGAAGAACUGCUCAGCCGCGCUGCAGUGCUGGCGAUACUUCAACAACGGGAAAUGCGACUCGCAGUGUGACAAUGCCGGAUGUCUCUACGACGGCUUUGACUGCCAGACUUUGGAGGGACAGUGCAAUCCUUUGUAUGACCAGUACUGCAAGGACCACUACGCUGACGGCCACUGUGACCAGGGUUGCAACAAUGCAGAGUGCGAGUGGGACGGCUUGGACUGCGCCAACAACAUGCCUGAGAAGCUCGCCGUGGGCCAGCUGGUCGUGGUCGUCCACAUCACCCCCAAUCAUCUCCUCAACAACUCCUUCGGCUUCCUGCGCGAGCUGAGCCGCGUCCUCCGAACCAACGUCAUAUUCAGGAAGGACACAAAGGGGGAGAUGAUGGUCUACCCGUACUACGGAAACGAACACGAGCUCAAGAAGUACAACGUCAAGCGUUCGGUGGACUCUUUGUCUGAGAUUCCUGACAAGGUGCUGAAUGUGAUGAAGAGGAGUCUGUAUGACGUGGCAGGCAGCGGCAUGAGAGCCAGGAGGGAGCUUGAUCAUGUGCAAGUUAAAGGAUCAAUCGUCCACUUGGAGAUGGACAACCGUCAGUGCUUCCAGCAGUCCAACGAGUGUUUCCAGAGCUCCGAUGACGCCGCUGCUUUCCUCGGAGCAUUGGAGUCCAGCGGCAAACUGGACGUUCCCUUUACUAUUGAAGCUGUUUACAGUGGCGUUGACCUGCAGCCGUCCGACGGACUCUACGCCAUGUAUUUGGUGCUGGGCGGCGUCGGGAUACUGGCCUUCCUGGGAGUGGGAAUGGUGGCAGCCCGAAAGCGGCGCCACGAGCACGGGCGCCUCUGGCUUCCUGAGGGUUUCAAGACCACAGAGACCAGCAAGAAGAAGAGACGGGAGCCCGUCGGAGAGGACUCAGUCGGACUGAAGCCACUGAAAAACACCUCUGAUAUUUCUCUGAUGGACGACAACCCGAACGAAUGGGGAGAGGACGAACCUGCGGAUGUGAAACGCUUCAAACUUGACGAGCAGGCGGUGCUGGACGCCGACGACCAGACGGACCACCGCCAGUGGACCCAGCAACACCUGGACGCCGCUGAUCUGCGCAUCCCCUCCAUCGCUCCCACUCCCCCUCAGGGGGAGAUCGAAAACGACUGCAUGGAUGUCAACGUGCGAGGGCCAGAUGGGUUCACCCCACUGAUGAUCGCAUCCUGCAGCGGAGGAGGAUUGGAAACGGGCAACAGUGAGGAAGAGGAGGACGCCUCUGCCAAUGUCAUCAACGACUUCAUCUACCAGGGCGCUAACCUGCACAACCAGACCGACCGUACCGGCGAGACGGCUCUUCACCUGGCGGCUCGGUACGCCCGCUCUGACGCUGCCAAACGGCUGCUGGAGGCCAGUGCCGACGCCAACAUCCAGGACAACAUGGGCCGGACGCCGCUGCACGCCGCUGUGGCCGCCGACGCCCAGGGAGUCUUUCAGAUUCUGAUCAGGAACCGCGCCACAGAUCUGGACGCCCGCAUGCAUGAUGGCACCACACCCCUGAUCUUAGCUGCCAGGCUGGCAGUGGAGGGCAUGGUGGAGGAGCUCAUCAACUGUCACGCAGAUGUGAAUGCCAUCGACGACUUUGGUAAAUCAGCUCUACACUGGGCUGCAGCAGUAAAUAAUGUAGAGGCUGCUAUUGUUCUACUAAAGAAUGGAGCCAACAAGGACAUGCAGAACAACAAGGAGGAAACUCCUCUGUUCCUGGCUGCCAGAGAAGGAAGCUAUGAAACUGCCAAGGUCUUACUGGAACAUUUCUCGAAUAGAGAAAUUACGGACCACAUGGACCGGCUCCCCAGGGACAUCGCACAGGAGCGGAUGCACCAUGACAUCGUGAGGCUGCUGGACGAGUACAACCUGGUACGAAGCCCCCCCAUGCACGGCGGCUCCCUGAGCAGCGCCCUGUCCUCCCCGCUCUGCUCACCCAGCGGCUUUCUGGGCGGCAUGAAGCAGCCGCAGCCUCAAAGUCAAGGCCAGGGGAAGAAAACCCGCAAGCCCAGUCAUAAAGGGAUUUGCUGCAAAGACGGCAAAGACAUGAAGGUGAAGAAGAAGAACUCUCAGGACGGGAAGUCUGGGACUCUCCUGGACAGCUCGGCUGUCCUAUCGCCCGUAGACUCGCUGGAGUCUCCUCACGGUUACGUUUCUGACGUGGCGUCGCCGCCAAUGAUGACCUCCCCGUUCCAGCAGUCGCCGUCCGUGUCUCUGAACCACCUGCAGGGCAUGGCGGACCCCCACCUGGCCGUGAACCACAUGGUGAUGCCCAACAAGCAGGAGCUGGCCCGGAUGCAGUUCGACCCGCUGCCUCCCCGCCUCACCCACCUGCCGGUGUCCGGCUCGGCCGCACAAGGCGCCAUGGGCGGCCAGUGCGACUGGCUGGCCAGGAUGCACAGCGGCAUGAGCCAGGCGGGGCAGUUCAACCCUCUGAGAGCGCCCCCCGGAGGCCAAAGCGGCCUUCACCAGGGGAUGAUCGCAUCGCCGCUUCACAACGGCCACCCCAACUCCAGCCUGUCACAGAUGAUGACCUACCAGGGCCUGCAGAACAGCCGACUGGGCCCGCAGACCCACAUGAUGCAGCAGAUGCAGAACCUGCAGCAGCUGCAUCAGCAGCACCAGAACUCUAACCCGACCAGCAGUCAGAACUUCAUCAGCGGGGAUCUCAGUUCCCCUGAGCUCCAGCAGGGGGCGGCCAACUCCAGCAUGCCCAUACACACCAUCCUCCCUCAGGAGAGCCAGAUCAUGCCCAGCACCCAGUUCCUAACUCCUCCCUCCCAGCAUAGCUACUCCGGCCCGAUGGACAAUACCCCCAGCCAUCAGGUCCAGGUGCCGGACCACCCAUUCCUGACCCCGUCACCCGGGUCCCCCGACCAGUGGUCCAGCUCGUCCCCCCACUCCAACAUGUCCGACUGGUCAGAGGGUAUUUCCAGCCCACCGACGAGCAUGCAGUCCCAGAUCGGACACAUAUCAGAACAGUUCAAGUAGGAAGCUGAGAGUCUCCGCACCCCAGAGGAUGAGCUGCUGUAUAUAUUUUUUA
This is a messenger RNA of Xiphophorus hellerii (green swordtail), 7880 nucleotides long. RefSeq names its product notch receptor 1b (gene notch1b). Gene Ontology annotation, cellular component: plasma membrane; signaling receptor complex; cell surface. Gene Ontology annotation, molecular function: signaling receptor activity; protein binding; calcium ion binding. The record is from RefSeq and is a predicted model, not a curated record. Lineage: Eukaryota; Metazoa; Chordata; Actinopteri; Cyprinodontiformes; Poeciliidae. The transcript is spliced from 34 exons. Gene Ontology annotation, biological process: cell differentiation; Notch signaling pathway; regulation of DNA-templated transcription. Bases 353 to 7828 code for a protein of 2491 amino acids.